GGUUUGAACUAAGAGGAGAGUGAACUAAGUAGCUUGGUGUUUUGGAUAAGUGGUGUUUCGUACGACGUAUAAAUUGAUCAUGUAUUGUUUUAUAAGUACUAUGUUUUAUAAGUACUAUGUUUUGUUAUUUCUAAUUGAUCAUGUGAUGUUUUUCAAUCUUAUGUCAACACAUUUGUUUCGUUUUUCAUCACCAACCAAACAAAGAACAUGUGUUUCGUUUUUCAUCACCAACCAAACAAAGAAUAUCUAUACCUAACAAUCACACACUAAGUUUAAUAACCCGUGACUCUCCAUCACAUGUCAUUGUUUCUUUCAUCACCAACUCACGGACUUGCACAACAAAAUAUGUAUAAAUAUGAGCUUGCUCUUAUGAUGAAAAAUACAUAAACAAUCACAUCCCACUUCUCUCUUAUUUCCUUACCAAUUUCACAAAAAAAUUCUCCUCCCUUAUUUUCUAAACAAUCACAUCCCACUUCUCGAUAUAUUGAAAAUGGCAUCUUCAUUCCAUUAUCAUUACCACAGAGAUGAUGAUGAUGAUGAUGAUGAUGAUGAUUUUGAUAACCCCAUUGAAGAUUUUUUAAACAACUCUGAUCCUAUACCAGAACCAAAAGAGCGGAAAAUCGUAUUUUUAUAGAGAGAAACCGAGAAGAAGGCCACAUCCAGCUUUGGAAUGAUUAUUUUAGCGAGAAUCCAACAUACUCUACCAAUUUUUUCCGGCGACGGUUUCGGAUGAACAAAGAAUUGUUCCUCCGUAUUGUGCAUCAUCUCUCCACAGAAAUACCGUAUUUCCGACCAUCAAAAGAUGCAACCGGAUGGUCAAGUCUUUCACCUCUACAAAAAUGUACUGCAGCAAUUCGACAAUUGGCAUACGGUGGUGCGGCUGAUACAGUAGACAAAUAUAUCCGUCUUGCUGAAAUAACGGCUCAAAAAUGUUUGCACAAUUUUACUGCCGGAAUAAUCACCUUGUUUGGCGGUGAAUACCUACGACGUCCCACACCGGAGGAUCUGGAAAGACUACUACAUAUUGGAGAAGAACGUAGAUUUCCAGGGAUGAUUGGAAGCAUCGACUGUAUGCAUUGGGAGUGGAAGAAUUGUCCUACCGCUUGGAAAGGAAUGUAUUCACGAGGCACCGGAAAACCAACUAUUGUCUUGGAAGCGGUAGCUUCGUAUGACCUCUGGAUAUGGCACGCGUUUUUUGGAGGUCCAAGUACUAUGAACGAUCUUAAUAUUCUUGAUCGAUCACCUAUUUUUGAUGACAUUAUUAACGGCAUCGCGCCACAAGUAAACUAUAAUGUCAACGAAACGGAGUACCAUCUGCCAUAUUAUAUAACAUAUGGUAUUUAUCCGAAAUGGGCGACUUUUAUUCAAUCUAUCCGACUACCACAAACUGAAAAACAGUCAUUGUUUGCUAAGUCCCAAGAAUCAGUUCGAAAAGAUGUUGAGUGUGCCUUCGGAGUCCUGCAAGCAAGAUUUUCCGUUGUCAAAAAUCCAUCUAAGUUAUGGGAUAAAGAGAAAAUAGGAAAUAUUAUGAGAUCAUGUAUCAUACUCCAUAAUAUGAUUGUCGAAGAUGAAUGUUCAUCAUUCACUCAGUAUAACAAAUUUGAGUUUCAAGAAAGAGAAGAAGUGGAUACAUUUUCCGUCAACAUGCCUUCGAAUCUCGGCAGUACAUUGGAUCGUCGAACGAGCCUUCGGAAUAGACAAGCCCAUGAACAAUUAAAAAAUGAUCUGAUUGAAAAUAUUUGGGCUAAAUUUGAACAUUUUCCAAAUAACAUAUAAUUUACAAGUUUCUAUGAUUUGAAAAAGUUGUGUGUUUGCUUUUAUUUCUAAAGUUUGUAUUUCUUUUUUUUUUAAUGUAAUGUAAUAAAAUGUUUGUAAUUUUUUAUUAAAUGAACGAAUUUGUUUUUCUUAUUAGUUAUUCAACUUAAAAUGGUAAUAUGUUUAAUCUUAUAUAUGUUACUAGUUAUUUUAAAACAAAAAUUAACCUAAGGACCAACAAAAAGUCCCACCAAUAAUCACCAUUUUCAUUAAAAGUUCUUAACAAUGUUCUAAUCUAUAAAUAACAAUAAAAACUCUAAGGACCACCAAUUAAGUCCUAUUGAUAAUCAUGCUCUAAGAGACGUCGCUUAUGGGACACGUGUCAAAGUAUGCUCCUCUCUCUCAUCUCUCCUCUCCUCUCCUCUCCUUCUUCGCCGGUGUAAAGUCUAAAGAAGAAGACCGACGGUUCACGAAUCCUGAUCCUUCGACCUCUAGAGGUAUAGAUUUAAAACGCAAGAGAAGCGUGACAUUCGUGGACGUUGAUCAUCAUCGGAACCAUUUGCCACAAGCCCAAACCAGACCAUGUGAGUUGAUUUCGUCUCUCCCUCCUCUGUAAUUCUCAGAUUUUGAAUGAUGAAUCGAUUCUCUUCUGCAGCGAUUGAUGCCAAGACUUCUGAGUUUGCAUCUGGGUUUCUGGGCUUAAGCUCAAACCAAUCGUCAUUGUUUUAUUCUCACCAAUCGCCAUUGUUCAGGGUUUUGUUCUUCUGGUUGAACACUAUGAAGAAAGUUGAAAUUUUUAUGAUCUGUCUUUGCUCAUACACUGCUUUAUUUCUGGUGUCUGCUGAUCCACAAACGUGUCCUGCGGAGUCGGGAGCGAAGUGUAGCGGUUCUGGUGAUUGGGAAGGAGAGUUCUUCCCUGAGAUCCCUCACAUUAAGUAUGAGAGACUUAAGAGCAGUAACCCACUUUCUUACAAGUGGUAUAGCGCAGAAGAGGAGAUUCUUAGCAGUAACCCACUUGCUUACAAGUGGUAUAACCCACUUGGUUCAUCUCUUCUUCUUCUUUGGUGAUGUUUAUAGUGUGUCAAUGCUACUUGUAGCUUCUCCACUCCCAUUUUUAAUGCAAGACGUGGCUCACGUCUCAACUUGACUUGAAAGGAUAAAGGCAAUCUGCAGAAGAUGUCAGAGAUGAUGGAUUCAUUUGAGAACCAGUUUGUGAACAUGGAGGUCCAAGCUGAGUUCAUGGAGAACGCCAUGGCUGGUUCAACAUCAUUGUCCACUCCCGAAGGCGAUGUCAACCUCCUGAUGCAGCAGGUAUUAGGGUUCGUCCGUUCGUCGUCGUCUUCCUCUUUCACAUGCCACCUCCACGAUGUAAUUCACAGACUUUAAGCGUCGAUUCUGACUCUGUAACUUGGUAGUUAUGCCCCACCCUCUUGACAAAGCCACAGCCGAUGGACACAACGUGGACGGUGGCUUGAAGGCCAUUGGGCUUACCAAUCAAAGAGAGACACCAUCGUUUGGAGCAAAUCCACUGGACUUCCUCUCCACAAAGCUAUCGUCUGUAUGGAUGCUCGCACCAGUUCCAUCUGAAGGAGACUAGAGAAGGAACUAUCAGGAGGAAGAUCCCAUUUCGUUGAGUCUUGUGGAUUGCCUAUAAGCACAUACUUCUCUGCCAUGAAGCUUCUCUGGCUAAUGGAGAACGUAGAUGCUGUUAAAGACGCUAUCAAGAAAGGAUAUGCCAUCUUUGGCACAAUCGACACAUGGCUGAUCUGGAACAUGACCGGAAGUGUGAAUGGAGGUCUACACGUCACUGAUGUCACCAACGCUUCUCGUACAAUUCUCAUGAACCUCAAAACCCUGAGCUGUGACGAGUACACUCUCAAGACUCUAGGCAUUCCCGCUGAAAUCUUACCAAGAUUGUAAGCAACACGGAGGUCAUUGGAGAAAUCUGCAAAGUCUGGCCCAUUCCUGGUAUCAAGAUCGCUGGAUGUCUUGGCGACCAGCACACUGCAAUGUUAGGACAAGCUUGCAAAAAAGGUGAGGCUAAGAGUACCUACGACACUGGCCCUUUCAUCCUUCUAACUACAAGCUUGGGCCUCAAGCACAGACAAAUUAUGCUCUCGAGGGUUCCAUUGUUAUAGCUGGAGCUGCUGUUCAGUGGCUAAGAGACAGUCUUGGGAUAAUUAAGAGUGCCAGUGAAAUUGAAGAUUUGGCGGCUAUGGUAGAAACAACCGGAGGAGUGUACUUUGUGCCAGCAUUCAACGGUUUGUUUGCGCCUUGGUUGAGAGAAGACGCUCGUGGUGUCUGCAUUGGAAUCACGAGAUUCACAAACAAGUCUCACAUUGCAAGGGCUGUGCUGGAGAGCAUGUGUUUCCAAGUGAAAGAUGUGCUAGACUCCCUAAAUAACGAGAAAGGGGAGUUCUUUCUUAGAGUGGAUGGUGCCGCCACUGCCAACAACCUUCUUAUGCAUAUUCAGGCUGAUUUGAUGGGAACUCCGGUGGUGAGGCCAGUGGACAUAGAGACAACGGCACUUGGAACAGCGUACGUAUUAUAUUUCUUUCUGAAGAUGCUAGAGGAGACAGACGUUCCAACGAAAGAGGAUAAUAUAGUUUACAAAGAGAUUUUGAAGAACCUUUGUGAAGCCUAGGCGAAAUUUAAUAUAGUGAAUUUUUACUCCUAAAUGUACGACUCAUAUUGCUUUCUAACUUACACAAUAAAUUAUAUGGUUCCCCUGUUUCUAACACU
Brassica napus (rape) is the source of this 4497-nucleotide messenger RNA. RefSeq lists its product as uncharacterized. NCBI's taxonomy places the organism in Eukaryota, Viridiplantae, Streptophyta, Magnoliopsida, Brassicales, Brassicaceae. The transcript has 8 exons. The record is from RefSeq and is a predicted model, not a curated record. The coding region runs from base 730 to 1776 and encodes 348 amino acids.